Messenger RNA from Postia placenta MAD-698-R-SB12, 324 nucleotides. RefSeq lists its product as hypothetical. The record is from RefSeq and is a predicted model, not a curated record. Bases 1 to 324 code for a protein of 107 amino acids. The transcript has 2 exons. Lineage: Eukaryota; Fungi; Basidiomycota; Agaricomycetes; Polyporales; Adustoporiaceae.
AUGGCCUUCGGUUCUAUCGGUCGCGCGCUGGCCUUCUUCUGCCUUUGUAGAGACGGUUUCUCUAAAUCUCCACACGGCAACGAGCCGAGGGCACGGCUCAAUUCGUUCGACGAAGACGUCUACGUCCCCCCUGUGCUGCCCCGAAUGUCCUCGUCCCCGCAUUCCACGGUCGCGCAUGCGCAGGGCUCGCCCCCGCCAUACUUCGUGCCACAUCCGGCAUUCAGGUCCACGCCACCGUCGUCCCCGGUGUACAUGCAGGACUCCCAGAGUCGCAGAUGGCACACGCAGAAAAGCCGCACACCAUCAAGCAGUGGUCCGCAGUGA